AUGUCUAGCGACAGCGAUGUCGAUGCCGAGUGCGAAGCUCCGCCAUCGUCUAUAAACCCAUAUGAAGUGCUGGGCGUGGAAGAGAAGGCGAGUGCAGACGAGAUCAAGUCAGCCUACAGGAAACAGGCUCUUAGACACCAUCCAGACAAGGUCUCACCUGAAGCCAAAGAUGAAGCCCAUAAGAAAUUCCAGGAGAUCGCCUUUGCAUAUGCCAUCCUCUCUGACGAGCGGCGCCGCCGACGCUACGACACGACAGGCAACACAUCCGAGUCGCUGGAUCUAGAGGACGACGACUUCAACUGGUCCGACUUUUACUGCGAGCAGUUCAACGUCACCAUCGACGGCACGCUGCUGGAUAAGUUUAAGAGAGAAUAUAAGGGUUCAGAUGAAGAGAAGAGUGACCUGCUACGGGCAUAUGAGGAGUGCGAGGGCGACAUGGACGGUGUCUACGAGCAGGUCAUGGCCAGCGACGUACUGGAGGACGACAAGCGGUUUCGACGCAUCAUCAAGACCGCCAUCAAAGACGGAGCGGUAGCCGACUUCCCAGCGUUCUCGGAGGAGACAGUGGAGACCAAAAGGGCGCGGGCUAAAGCAGCAAGGAACGAGGCCAGCGAGGCUAUGGAGAUGGCUCGGGAGUUGGGUGUGGAGGAGCAGCUGUUCGGUGAGGGCGCGGACAGCAAGCAGGCGUCGGCCAAGGGCCAGGGAAAGGGAAACAAGAAGAAGAGCGGCGGGGAAGAUGCGUUGAUGGCGCUCAUCCAGCAGCGUCAGAAGAGCAGAUCAGACACCUUUCUGGCCAACCUCGAAGCGAAAUAUGCUCCGAAGCAGUCGAAGAAGCAAAAGAAGCGGGCUGCAGACGAACCGCCGGAAGAAGCCUUCCACAAGCCGCGAUCCCAGAAGCUGGACAAGGACCAGGACCCGAGACCACGCGAUAAUCGACGCAGGAAGAGGGCGUAG
Messenger RNA from Arthroderma uncinatum, 954 nucleotides. Its product is annotated as chaperone dnaJ 6. The transcript has 2 exons. Gene Ontology annotation, cellular component: nucleus; cytoplasm. NCBI's taxonomy places the organism in Eukaryota, Fungi, Ascomycota, Eurotiomycetes, Onygenales, Arthrodermataceae. The record is from RefSeq and is a predicted model, not a curated record. Gene Ontology annotation, molecular function: heat shock protein binding. Bases 1 to 954 code for a protein of 317 amino acids.